Molecule: messenger RNA, 2546 nt
Organism: Oncorhynchus keta (chum salmon)
Lineage: Eukaryota; Metazoa; Chordata; Actinopteri; Salmoniformes; Salmonidae
Product: elongin-B
Exons: 4
Coding region: 148-507 (119 amino acids)
Biological process (GO): transcription elongation by RNA polymerase II
Cellular component (GO): elongin complex; VCB complex
Molecular function (GO): protein binding
Source: RefSeq, a predicted model, not a curated record
CGUACACAAUGGUCGGUAAUAUGAUUUCAAUGGAGUUUCCUAGCUCAUAAAAAGUAUCUCUGGUGUUAUACACCACUGUUGGAUGAGAGCGUUUUGUGAUUCUCGCAGUGCAGCGUGGGAUAGCGGAGGCGCAACCGACCGAGAGAAAUGGAUGUGUUUCUGAUGAUCCGGCGUCACAAGACGACCAUCUUCACUGAUGCCAAAGAGUCCACUACGGUCUACGAACUGAAGCGCAUAGUGGAGGGUAUCCUAAAGAGGGCACCGGAGGAACAGAGGCUGUACAAGGAUGACAUGUUGCUGGAGGAUAGUAAGACUCUUGGAGACUGUGGCUUCACAAAUCAGACAGCCAGACCUCAGGCCCCAGGGACUGUUGGAUUAGCUUUCCGUCUCGGUGAUGAUGCAUUUGAGCAGCUGAGGGUUGAGCCCUUCUCCAGCCCCCCAGAGCUUCCUGAUGUCAUGAAGCCUCAGGACUCUGGCAGCACAGCCAAUGAGCAGGCUGUGCAGUGAAGGAAGGAAGGGAAGGAAGUUCUGGGGGUGGUGCUUUGGCUUAGGUAGGCUGGCUUUACAGACUGCUUUAGGGUAACAUGCGAGUGUACCGGUGAGAUCUUUAACUUUGCAGGAAGAACAUGAAUUCCUUCUCACACAGAGGGGAGUAUUUUCAUGUUAUUCCUGAACGAGGCUCACGCAUGUUUAGAUUCACUCACAAGAUCCCUCAACAAACAUUUCUAAUUUGUCAGGCCACUGUCAGUAAGGGGGUUUGGAAAAAAUGAGAAGUACCUCCUAAUUUAAUUCAUACUGGGCUUUUGGGUAGGGUGUAGCCUGUUUUGGCUUGAUGGGGAUUUGAGAAUGGAGUGGCUAUUACAUUUUUAGAAUGCCCUCUUGCUGAUUUGCUUUUUUCUUUAUUCAAUAUUAAUAUUACAAUUUAGCGUUUUUUAAUUACUCCUUGGGGUGUUAGUAUGUGGCGCAACAAAGGGUUUGUGAGUUUGUUAUUAGCUUAUCUAGAUAACAUACGCAUGAAUGGAUCUGAAAAACACACAAACAUGUUGAUGACAUAAAAUGUAUAGCAGAACACAUGUACUUGCAGACACGGAUGGACACACACACAGAGAAUGGUGUGAAGAUUUACAAUCGUCAGUUUUUAUUUCAGUGUAAAGGUAUUAAGCUUUCCCACUACCUGGUUUUUGUUUGCUUGUUUCUUUACUUUUGAACCUUUGCACUGGAGUUCCUGUGUAAUUUCCCCCCCUUGAUUCUCUAUACAAAACUGUACCAAUUUGGCCCCUAUCCCUCUUUUUUGGGGGGCUAUAUAAAAUGGAAACCUUCAGGGGAAAGAGACAGGAAUCACUAAUCUUUUGCGAUAAACAAGCAUGAAGGUACAAAUUACUGGUGUUGAAUUGAAAUAGGUGUAAACUGUCUCAAUUAGAUUCAACAACCUGACGAGGGUGGUUGUCAUGCCCUUUUUUUAAAGAUAUGAUGGAUAUGGUCCACCAACAAGCUCUUUUAAAACAGGACUUUAUGAAACAAGCAACACCUGUAAUUGUCUUGAGUUGACAUAAAAAAAAAAACAUUUUCUUUGUCACCUCCUGUGUGGUAUAUUGCUAAUGGACUCUGUGAAAGAUUUUGUGCCAUUCACUUUACUUGGUAUUUGUCAUUCAUAUGGUGAAAUAAAAUCAGUUCAGUGAAAUUUGAAAUUGCCAAGAUUGUAUGGUAGUGUUAUACUACAGCCAGAAAGAGGUAAGCUCUUGCACUUGCUUAAUCUAAACUAGCUACAGCAGGAGAAUGUGUUUGUAGCAGGCUGGAUGAGAGCCAGUCAGAAAUGUAGCUAGCUAAUUUAGAUAAAGGGUCAAGUAGGUAACUUUAUUAAUUUACACAAUUGAGGAAGUGGAUUAGCGAGUUAGCUAUAACACAAUAAUAGCCUAUUAGUUACCUUAAUAUUUGUUAAUAAAUUACCUUGGUAAAAUGUUUAAUGGCUAGCUAGCCUGUAAUUUAGUGUGUUGGCUGAACAAGCAUGUCCUUUUGCAUCAACUAUAUUUAAAUGAAUGAACUAAACCUCAGUAAAUACGGUAUUUAGCAUAUUUUCGGUGGUCCUCGAUCGUUUCGUUGGUCCACUCAUCUUUCGUGAUAAAGGUACAAAUUACUGUCUCGGAGUCAACCAUCUGUUGUGGUUAUCAUUCUCUUACUAAGAUAUGAUGGAAAUAGUUCGCCAACAAUGCUCUUUCAAAAACAGGACAACCACAAAGUCCUUUUGUUGACAUACAAACAAUGCAUUUGUCAGCCCCUGUGUGGUAUAUUGUUAUUGCUUUCGUUAAUGCACACUAUUCUGUGAAAUGCUUUUGUGCCAUUCACUCUGUCAUUCAUAUGGUGAAAUAAAAUCUGUUCAGCAGUAAAAUUAGGAAAUGUUCAGGAUUUUAUGAUAGUGUAUUAUACUACCGCCAAAAGAGGGUGAUAUAUUUUUUUUACUGUAUUACGCUAGCUACAGCAGAAUAUAUUUCCCAGCGCCUGUAGGGAUGGGCAUUGGCAGUUGAAUCCGAAUAAAGAAGUUAAUUGAG